UCUAAGAUAGAAGGAAGGAACCCAUUUUCAUUAUCAUCGCCGAUAAAACCAAUUCUCCGGCAAUUUAAUUUGCAGAGUUUAGGGUUUUCUUUUUUGUUUUGGCUUUCCAUAAUAAUAAAUUCAAUUUUUAUCGCCUUCUAAAAUGGAAAAAGAUUCGUCUUUUCUCUUCGCCGGAACCCACUUCGACAGGAAGAAGUUCGCCGCCGACAUCGCCAUGUUCAAGGAGAAGAAGGAAAGCGAUAAAGCAAUUGACGAUUCGAGCUUGUUCGAAGAUAGAGAACCAGAAUUAGAGGAAGAGGAAAAGAAAGUGAAAGAGAAAGAGAAAGAGAAAGAGAAAGUACGUGUGAAGAAGAGAAAGAGGAAGACAAUACGUUCUGAAACCGUGGAGGGAUUUAGCGUUUUCAAGAGUUCAAAAUCAGAAGAACCAGUGGUGAAAGAAGAAAAUGAGCAGCCUGAGAAUGAUCUCUCUCUGGAGAAAAAGAAAUUUUAUCAGCAAUUAGAGAGGGAUGCCCUUUUCAGGAAGAAGCACAACAUUCAUGUUUCUGGGAACAAUAUCCCCUCCCCACUAGGAGAUUUUGCGGAGUUAAGCUCAAGAUUCGGAUGCAAGGCAAAAUUAUUUCGCAAUUUGGCAAACCUUGGGUUUAAGGAGCCAACGCCAAUCCAAAGGCAGGCUAUACCAGUCCUUUUAUCUGGACGGGAGUGCUUUUCUUGUGCUCCAACUGGCUCUGGCAAGACCUUGGCUUUUGUUUGCCCCAUCCUAAUGAAACUUAAGCGUGCAUCUAAAGACGGCAUCAGAGCUGUUAUCCUUUGCCCUACUCGUGAAUUGGCUACUCAGACAACCAGAGAAUGCAAAAGAUUUGCUGAGGGAUGUAAAUUUUGUAUUAAAUUAAUGUCUAAACAGCGUGUAAAAAGAGCUGACUUAUCAAAGUUCUCUUGUGACAUACUUAUAUCUACUCCACUUCGGUUAAAGUUGGCUAUCCGGAAGAAGCAUAUUGAUUUAAGCAAGGUUGAGUACCUUGUCUUGGAUGAAUCUGAUAAGCUUUUUGAGCUUGGGUUGUUAAAACAGAUUGAUUCAGUGGUCAAAGCAUGCUCAAAUCCUUCAAUAGUACGCUCAUUAUUUAGUGCUACCUUGCCUGAUUUUGUCGAAGAGCUUGCGCGUACAAUAAUGCAUGACGCUGUUCGGGUUAUUAUUGGCAGGAAGAAUACAGCUUCUGAAAAUGUCAAGCAGAAGUUGGUUUUUGCGGGAAGUGAAGAAGGCAAACUUUUAGCACUUCGUCAAAGCUUUGCAGAGAGUCUGAAUCCGCCGGUGCUAAUCUUCGUUCAAAGCAAGGAGCGAGCUAAGGAACUCCAUGCAGAACUGGUAGUUGACAACAUUAGGGUUGACGUCAUCCAUUCUGAUUUAUCUCAGGCACAACGAAACAACGCUGUUGAUAACUUCAGAGCUGGCAAAACAUGGGUGUUGAUCGCGACUGAUGUUAUUGCCCGGGGUAUGGAUUUCAAAGGUGUCAACUGUGUGAUUAAUUAUGAUUUUCCUGAUUCUACGUCAGCAUACAUUCACAGGAUUGGUCGGUGUGGUAGAGCGGGGAGAAGUGGAGAAGCUAUUACUUUGUACACAGAGGAAGAUGUUCCAUUUUUGCGGAACAUAGCGAAUGAAAUGAAAAGCUCAGGCUCUGAGUUUCCAUCUUGGGCUUUGGGGUUGCACAAAAAGAAAUGGAAGAAGCACCGGCCACGAAGAGAAUCAAUAUCAACCACCCCAAAAGAAAAGGAAGAACCACCCCGAAAGAAAAGGAAGAAAAAGGCUGUCGUCGGAAAUAAUCAAUCUUCCAUGGAGUCCUCUUAAUUAUUAUUUCCUGAUGACAUUGUAUUCAUUUUUUUUUUUUUCCGGUCUGGCCAUAGGCUACAAGUUUUGCAUACCUCAAAUGCCACCUUUAGUUACUGAUGAGCAUGGUUAGAGUGGAGAUAUUGAGAAUAACAUUAUUAUAUAUUGUUCAUCAUUUACUUAUCCAAUAGACAUUAGUCAAUGGCAAAUUGGUCUUUUCCCAUUUCACUCUUGGGCAGGGUGGUUGUAAACCCGUUACUAAAA
This is a messenger RNA of Morus notabilis, 2083 nucleotides long. Its product is annotated as DEAD-box ATP-dependent RNA helicase 57. The record is from RefSeq and is a predicted model, not a curated record. Gene Ontology annotation, biological process: maturation of SSU-rRNA. Lineage: Eukaryota; Viridiplantae; Streptophyta; Magnoliopsida; Rosales; Moraceae. Gene Ontology annotation, molecular function: RNA helicase activity; ATP binding; nucleic acid binding. The coding region runs from base 143 to 1840 and encodes 565 amino acids. The transcript is spliced from 12 exons.